Messenger RNA from Synchiropus splendidus (mandarinfish), 1197 nucleotides. RefSeq names its product cell death-inducing p53-target protein 1 homolog. The record is from RefSeq and is a predicted model, not a curated record. NCBI's taxonomy places the organism in Eukaryota, Metazoa, Chordata, Actinopteri, Syngnathiformes, Callionymidae. The transcript is spliced from 5 exons. Bases 493 to 948 code for a protein of 151 amino acids. Gene Ontology annotation, molecular function: zinc ion binding.
CGGGUUGUAUUUCCCUGACCGUUUUGUGUUUGUACUUUCAGAUUCCUCGCUCCUCAUCUCCCGGUUUGGUGACACUUAUUUCAGUUUUUGUAUCUCCUGGUUCGGUGACACCCUCAGUUUUUUUUUUGAUCUCCCGGUUCAGUGACACUUUCUGUUUGGAUUCUUUGACCUUUGCUGACUAUUGUGAAUUCUUCAGCGUCAACAAGCUCUCUCCGAUUGGUGCUCCGCCCACCUGUACACACCCAUUAUUCCUGUCGCUCCACCUCUUCAGUCUUCUAUUUAUUAUACGAACUUCACAGUUAGUUUUGCUACUCGGCAGUGAGACAGGCAGGGGAAGUCACUUGGUUGCAAGUAAGAUGUCUCCAUUUCCAUGAACAAACUUGUUUUGGACUCAUCAGGAAGAGACAGUUACGUUUGAUGUAGAAGUCCUCAACAGUUGCACUGCACUGGUUGAACCAAACCGGGAUUAAACGUCUUGGUCAGGCACACAAUAUGGAAUACUAUCAGACCACGACUCCCCCGACAAUAUCUGCUCCUCCUCCACCUCCUCAUAGAAGCAGUGUGCCAACAGUAUUUCCAAACGGUGUGCCACAGCCUCUUUAUGACAACAUCAGCCCACUACCUCAGACUUCACAUGCCGUGGGCCACCCUGCCACAGGUGUGGUGUCGACGCAGGGGUUGCCUGGUGAAGCUCCUGGACUGAUGUUCUGCCCUCACUGCCGGACCACAGUGGUCACCAUUGUCAAUCGUGUCCCUGGAGGUCUGCAGUGGCUUUUCUGCUUUAUCUCUUCAGCACUAUGCCUCUUCUGUUUUGCCUGGAUCCCAUUCUUCAUUGAUGCCUGGAAGGAUGUGGAGCACAGCUGUUCCAGGUGUGGGCAAGUCCUACACAUCUACAGACAAAUGAGGAGAGAAAAUGAACCAAAGAGGAAUUGUACACCCUGGUGUUAACACACAGCUGUGAGCAGAGAAUAUUGAAUGUGGAUUCAUUGUUAAGAGCUACUGGAUGGACAUAUUUUCUUUCUGUAGUUUGUUGUAACUCCACCCUCCAAAUAAAAUGCCCUGGAUAAAUGAGAAUAAGACUAAGAAUAUAGACUCUUAUUUCUGAUCUAGGCCGAUAAUAAUAGAUAGAGAGAAACAGGUCACUGACAAUGAAAUAUCUGAAAAACUUGACAUUGCCACAUGUUCAUCAAUUCCUUU